Molecule: messenger RNA, 1362 nt
Organism: Raphanus sativus (radish)
Lineage: Eukaryota; Viridiplantae; Streptophyta; Magnoliopsida; Brassicales; Brassicaceae
Exons: 2
Coding region: 1-1362 (453 amino acids)
Molecular function (GO): zinc ion binding
Source: RefSeq, a predicted model, not a curated record
AUGAUUAUGCAUAAGUACGAUGGUGUGAAGGAGGGGCCAAAAUGUAAAGAUAUCAUCCAGCUUAUGCGUGGUGAGCAUGGGAUCGAGGUGUACAAGUCUUUAGCGUAUGAUGCGCGUGAGUACACUAUCAAGACAAUGAGAGGUAUUCCAGAAGCAGGUUAUGCAAAGAUUCCCAAAUACUUGCACAUGAUGAAGGAAACUAAUCCUGGAGGCAUUCGAAAAGUUAUAGUUAUCGAUGGGACGUUUUUGAAGAGCAAAUACAAAGGUGUGUUACUGGUUGCUACUGCGUUGGAUGGAAACUCAAAUUUAUAUCCACUUGCAUUUGGAGUUGUCGACUCAGAGAAUGACCGCUCAUGGAACUGGUUUAUGAGACAACUUAAAAUAGUUAUUGCUGACGAGCAGAGUUUAGCUUUUGUCUCUGAUAGGAAUACCUCGCUUGGUAAAGCUAUUGCAAACGUGUACCCUCAAUCUUAUCAUGAGAUCUGCAUUCAUCAUUUACAGAGUAAUGUUGUAACUCAUUACCAUGGGAAAGGUUUGGUUGGUUUGGUUGCAAAGGCUUUUAAAGCUUAUCGAGUUGCUGAUUUUCAGAAAAUCUUUUCAGAUAUUUGCUCGAUUAGUCCUGCGAUUGGAAAAUAUCUAAUAGAAGCUGAUGUGAGAAAGUGGGCUCGCUGUCAAUUUCCAGAUUAUAGGUAUGAUAUGAGGACCAAUAAUCCUGCUGAAUCGAUGAAUUCUGCAUUGCGUACGCCAAGGGAGUUUCCGGUCAUUCAUCUGUUGGACAGCAUAAGAGAAAUGAUGACUCGAUGGUUUUUUGAACGUAGAACUCUAAGCUCUAAGAAUUCUAAGCCACUGACCACAGCUGUGGAGAAGAAGAUUGAUAGAAGGAUCGAGAAGGGAAAGACGUUUACAGUUUACCCGAUUAAUGAUUACCGGUUUCUGGUUCGUGGAGACACAAUUGAAUGUCUCGUUGAUUUGGCAAGACGCACAUGUACUUGUGGAAAAUUCGACUUGUUAAAGAUCCCAUGCAGGCAUGCCAUAAAAGCCGGUUUCAGUGUAGGUAGACGAGCCCACAGUCUGACUGACGAGAAGUAUACGACCUCUUGUUGGAUCUCAGUUUACGAGGAAUGCAUAAAUCCGAUAAGUGCUCCUGAAGAUGCAUGGAUUGUCCCAGAAGAUGUGGAGAAGGCAGAAGUUCUUCCUCCAGAGAGUAGAAGAGCAGCAGGAAGGAGAAAGAAACGAAGAUAUGAGACUGCUGAAGACAAGAUUCGUUCUUCACAAGGAAGUAAUGGUUCGAAAAAACGCAAAUGCAAUAGGUGUGGGAAUACGGGGCACAAUAGGUCGACAUGUGAUAGAGCUUUACUUUGA